Terrapene triunguis (Three-toed box turtle) is the source of this 1815-nucleotide messenger RNA. RefSeq names its product maestro heat-like repeat-containing protein family member 2B. The annotation marks the transcript as partial. Lineage: Eukaryota; Metazoa; Chordata; Testudines; Emydidae. The transcript is spliced from 13 exons. Gene Ontology annotation, cellular component: cytoplasm. The record is from RefSeq and is a predicted model, not a curated record.
ACUCAGGAAAGUUUUAAUCGGUUUGGAUCUCUGAUUGGACUAAUAGCACCAUACAGCUGUGAUUCACUGGCCACGUCCCGUCAGUGGGUGGUUGACUGUAUCAGCUGCCUCCUCUGUAUACAAGGCCAGUCCAUGAACCUGGGGUCAGCGGCGGAGGAGCUGAGAUGUCUUCGUGAAGCACUAACAGCUCCAGACCCUGAGGCUCUGUUUCAGGCAUCUUCCAAAAUGGCCAGGGUUGUUAGUGAGUACUUUCCUUCAGAACAGGCCACAGACUUUAUUAAGGCCACAUUGGGUGGUAUGUUGUCUGCCAGUCCCACCUGUGCCACGGCAGCUGGACUGUGGAUGAAGAUCAUCCUGAAGGAGUGUGGAGAUGCCAUGCUGGACAAGGUGCCAGAUAUCCUGGUUAUAAUAUAUAGCCACAUGCCUACUAUCCAGGAGGGCAGCUUGAGGCAGUUCCUGGUGGAGGCGGUGUCCAUUUUAGCUCACCAUGACCUAGAGACAGUGAUCUCCAGCCUCCUCGGCGAACCUCUGCCGAUGAACAGUGACAUCACUGAGCUGUGGAGAUCUCUGGGGGGAGACCCCUUGCUUGCCACUCAAGUCCUAAAGAUCCUGAUAGACAAGAUAAAGACUCCAACAAGACAAGAAGGCCGCAUCACCUCAGAGACUGAAAUCGACAGGGAUUUGGCAGCUGCUGAACCUCUCUCAGCAACAUGUGCCAUCUCUGAGGUGGUGUCAGCACUGGAGUCGAACAAAGCUGUGCAGGAGCUGCUCCCAGAGUUGUUUCCUGUUCUCCUGCAGCAGGUCAGCCGAACCCUAGGACAAGAGAUGCCUUUGCCCAGGAUAAGCAGCCGGAGGGAAUUCCGAGAAGACCUACAACAUACUGAGGGCGACCCUUGCCGGACUGGCCAAACUUUGGAGGAGUUGUUGCCAGACCUGGGCUUGCUCCUGUAUAAAUUCCUGAAGGCUCUUUUGCUGUUAAACCUACCAGUGUGCAAUCUACCCCAUAAGCGGUUUAUUUUGUCUUCCAGUGUUCUGCUAAGAUCUGGACUAAUAACACCUGAGAUCUUACAGAGCCUCCUCCCCUGGGUGAAUUCCCCAACAGAAAACCUCCGAGUCACCAGCACAGCUUUCCUUGCCCAGCUAAUGAGUGAUCCCAUGCUCAGGGAGAAGAAGUUCCUUAAGUCUGUCCUGAGCAUCUUGGAAGAAAGGUCACACGAUAGGAACAGCAUUGUCCGCCAGAUGGCUGUGAGAGGCCUGGGAAAUUUAGUCUAUGGGGCACCUGAGAAGGUGAAAAAGUACAAGAAGUUUCUUCUGGACAUACUGAUCGGGGCCUUACAUGACAUUUUCAGUUCGGAAGUCAUUGGCGAGAGCAUGAAAGCACUGGCCAAAGUCCUGAAGGCGCUGAAAGAGAAGGACAUAGGUUCCUACUUCAAAGACCUCACCCAACAGAUCCGGACUUACUUUGACGAUGAGGAUGAUGCUCUUCGCUCAAUGGCCUUUGUCCUAUUUGGCAUCCUGGCCCGGCUGACAAAGAGAAAAUGGAAGACCUAUUUCGCCGACCAGGUUAAAAAGAGCUGGGUCACACUUCUGCUGCACCUGCAAGACCCAAACCCUGAGAUUUCAAUGGCCAAAGAGAAUGCAGAGCUGCUGGAGAAAUUGUACCAAAUCACCAUCACGUACUUCUAUAGCAGCUGGGAAGAGAUCCGGGCAGUUGCAGCCAACUUAGCUGCUCUCCAGGUCCUACAGAAAGACCCAAGUCCCACUGUCCAGCUGGUGACAACUCAGAUCAUAAGUGACAUCUGUCUGGCCAAGUGA